Macrosteles quadrilineatus (aster leafhopper) is the source of this 1245-nucleotide messenger RNA. RefSeq names its product inositol monophosphatase 1. NCBI's taxonomy places the organism in Eukaryota, Metazoa, Arthropoda, Insecta, Hemiptera, Cicadellidae. The record is from RefSeq and is a predicted model, not a curated record. Gene Ontology annotation, molecular function: inositol monophosphate 1-phosphatase activity. The transcript has 6 exons. Bases 235 to 1059 code for a protein of 274 amino acids. Gene Ontology annotation, biological process: inositol metabolic process; signal transduction; phosphatidylinositol phosphate biosynthetic process.
ACUGUCACUACUGUCACUAGUGUAAGCAGUGUGAGUAGUGUAGGUCAAUUUGUCAAAGUCAAGUAGUGCUAGAGUGAACAGUGAAGUCUUUAUUGUCUGCUUGUUAUUAUUGACAUUAUUGGUUAUUCAGAAGUUUAUGUCUUAAGUUAAUUGACGUUGACUUUAAAAAGUUUAAAUUUUAGGCCUAGUUGCCAUUUGGAUUGUUUCGUGUUAGGCCUAAUUGGGAAGGUAGAAAUGGCACACAAUUUGGACAAAUACUUUGAAACAGUUCUGAAAAUUACAAAAGAGGCUGGAAAGAUUAUUAGACAACGGAUAUGGGAUGUUAAAACAGUACAGACAAAAUCAAGUGCAAUUGAUUUUGUCACUGAAGUCGACCAACAAGUGGAAAAAUUUAUAAUUGAUGACAUUACAUCUCAUUUUCCAGAUCACAAAUUUAUUGGGGAAGAAUCGUCAGCAGAAGGUCAUAAAAUAACAUUAACAGAUGAUCCUACCUGGAUCAUAGACCCAAUUGACGGAACAAUGAACUUUGUUCACGGAUACCCUAACAUAUGCAUCUCCAUUGGUCUAUUGGUAAACAAAGUAACCGAGAUUGGAAUUAUUUACAACCCAGUACUGGAACAGCUUUUUACAGCGCGCAAAGGGCAAGGAGCAUUUUACAAUGAUAAACCUAUCCAUGUUUCUGGAAAAAAAGUUAUUUCUGAAGCUCUGUUGGCUAUGGAAUUUGGAUCAAGCCGAGAUCCUGAAAAAAUGAGAGUAGUCCAAGAGAACGUCAAAAUACUUUACCCUCUUGCCCAUGGGAUGAGAUCAGUUGGUUCAGCUGCUCUAAACAUGGCCAAUGUGGCUCUAGGGGGCAUUGACGGUUACUUUGAGAUGGGGAUCCACGCGUGGGACAUGGCCGCUGGGGACAUUAUUGUCAGAGAGGCUGGCGGAGUGGUCAUCGACCCUACAGGGAGUCCUUUUGACUUGAUGAGUGGUAAAGUGUUGUGUGCUGCGUCCCUGGAGUUGGCUCAACAGCUGAGUGCUACCGUGAAACAGUACACACCUUCACGGGACAAUUAACCGCUACUCGCUGACAGUGUGCUUCCGAUAGUAGGUGCCUCUCUAAACCUCGUUACCUAUCAUGCAUUUACAUCAAAUGAUCAAACCUCAUGCUGUAAAUCAAUGUGUUCACGCGAUAUUAUAAGCGUCAUUCCAAAGUAUAUUUAUAUUGUUUGUGUGUUUUAAAUUAUAAUAGUGUUGAUGGUA